This is a messenger RNA of Peronospora belbahrii, 645 nucleotides long. NCBI's taxonomy places the organism in Eukaryota, Oomycota, Peronosporomycetes, Peronosporales, Peronosporaceae. The record is from the annotation of a GenBank genome assembly.
AUGGCCCAAAACAUUCCAGAAUUUAAGCUCAUUCUUGUAGGUGAUGGUGGUGUUGGCAAGACGACAUUUGUCAAGCGUCACUUGACGGGUGAGUUUGAAAAGAAGUACGUCGCGACGCUUGGUGUCGAGGUACAUCCGUUGACGUUCCACACGAACUUUGGCCCGAUCCGUUUUAACUGCUGGGAUACGGCUGGUCAAGAAAAGUUUGGUGGCUUGCGUGAUGGCUACUACAUUCAGGGCCAGUGUGCUAUCAUUAUGUUUGAUGUGACGUCCCGCAUUACCUACAAGAACGUCCCAAACUGGCACAGAGACCUGUUUCGCGUGUGCGAAAAUAUUCCCAUUGUUUUGUGUGGCAACAAGGUCGAGGUCAAGGAUCGUAAGGUGAAGGCUAAGCAGAUUACGUUUCACCGCAAGAAAAACUUGCAGUAUUUUGACAUUUCGGCCAAGUCGAACUAUCAGUUCGAGAAGCCUUUCUUGUGGCUAGCUCGCAAGCUUGUUGGUGACAACAAUCUGACUUUUGUGGAGGCGCCUGCUCUUCGUCCGCCUGAGGUCACAAUCACUCAGGAACAGAUUGCCCAGAUUGAGGCUGAUGCUAGUUCUGCCGCAGCUGCGGUGCCACUUCCGGAUGAGGAUGAAGACUUGUAA